Molecule: messenger RNA, 1962 nt
Organism: Rhinocladiella mackenziei CBS 650.93
Lineage: Eukaryota; Fungi; Ascomycota; Eurotiomycetes; Chaetothyriales; Herpotrichiellaceae
Product: dihydroxy-acid dehydratase
Exons: 3
Coding region: 1-1962 (653 amino acids)
Molecular function (GO): hydro-lyase activity
Source: RefSeq, a predicted model, not a curated record
AUGAGUUGUACCAAAGAAUCAUCGUCUUGUAACUCGUGUCUGAGUCAUGGCCAUCAGAAUGACGGCGUCGGCGAUAUCGAAGAUUACAAGGUUGAACUCGAGUCCUUACGCCAACGAACUCGAGAACUUGAACAGAAGCUUUCUGAGGCAGGCCUUGGAAACAAAACGAAUGGCGUGUUGUCCAAGUUGCGUUCAGCGAAUUGGUUCAGUGACAAAACCAAUCCCGAGAUGUGUGCUCUUUAUACUGAUCGAUAUCUCAACUACGGUCUGACUCAGGAGGAACUCAUGUCCGGAAAACCCAUCGUCGGUAUCGCACAGUCUGGCUCUGAUUUGGCUCCUUGCAAUCGAUACCAUCUGGAGUUGGCGAAACGAGUUCGUGAAGGAAUUCGAACUGCCGGUGGCGUCGCAUUUGAAUUCCCCACCCAUCCCAUACAGGAAAGCUCAAGAAGACCAACCGCAACUCUGGACAGGAAUCUUGCCUACAUCGGUCUCGUUGAGUUGCUUCAUGCUUAUCCGCUGGACGGUGUUGUUCUUCUCACGGGCUGUGACAAGACGACUCCGGCAUUUCUCAUGGCUGCUGCUACGGUCAACAUUCCGGCCAUCUGCCUCAAUGUCGGCCCCAUGCUCAACGGUCGCUUAGGCUCCAACGAUAUGAUCGGCUCAGGGACAGUUCUGUGGAAAGCCAGAGACUUGCAUGCUGCUGGUGAGAUCGAUACCGAUACGCUUGUGGAAAUGAUAGCAGCUGGAACACCCUCUGCCGGUCAUUGCAAUACGAUGGGUACGGCUUCCACCAUGAAUGCUCUGGCGGAAGCACUUGGAAUGGCUCUCCCAGGCUCGGCUGCUAUUCCAGCUCCGUAUCGUGAAAGAUCCCAGUGUGCCUACAAGACUGGAAGGCAAAUCGUGGAGAUGGUUCAUGCGGAUCGCAAACCGAGCGAUAUCAUGACCAGGGAAGCUUUUGAAAAUGCCAUUGUCGUCAACAGCGCCAUUGGAGGCAGCACCAACGCUCCAAUCCAUUUGAACGCGGUUGCGAAACAUAUCGGGGUGCCCCUCGAUCUGGACGACUGGGACCGCAUCGGAUUCAAUAUUCCCCUUCUCGUGAAUGUUCAACCAGCGGGUGAGAUGUUGUGCGAGGAAUAUUAUAAAGCUGGCGGUCUUCAGGCAGUCAUGGCUGAACUUCUGGAUCAGGGCAAACUGCACGCUCAAGUACUCACGUGUAAUGGUAGAACAGUAAGUGAAAAUGUGAAGGGCAAACAUUCAUGGGACAGACGAACAAUCAAAGCGUACUCGGAUCCGAUGAAGAAGGGCGCAGGUUUCCUGCAUCUCACGGGCAAUCUUUUUGAUUCCGCCAUCAUGAAGACUUCUGUGAUAUCCGACGAAUUUCGUAAGGAUUUCUUGGAAGACCCUAAUGAUCCCAAUGCUUUCGAGUGUAAGGCGGUGGUGUUUGAUGGAAGAGAGGAUUUCAUCAAGCGCAUCGAUGAUCCCCAAACUCCCAUCGAUCGGAGAACCAUCCUCGUAAUGCGUGGAGCAGGUCCCUUAGGUUAUCCAGGAGCUGCAGAAGUCGUCAAUAUGCACGCUCCGGGACAUGUGCUGAAACAAGGGGUUACAUCUUUGCCCUGCAUCGGGGAUGGAAGACAAUCCGGUACGUCUGGCUCGCCAUCCAUUUUAAAUGCAAGCCCUGAAGCCGCUGCUGGUGGUAAUUUGGCACUGCUACGUGACGGGGACAAGUUGAGAGUCGACUUGGACAAGAGAAGAGUUGAUAUUCUGGUGACGGAAUCUGAAUUGAAAAAGCGCCGUGAGGAGCUGGAGUCCAAAGGAGGCUAUCCUAUUGCAGAGAGCCAGACCCCGUGGCAAGAUAUCUUCAGGCGAGAAACGGGCCAGCUCAACGAAGGCAUGGUUCUUCAAAAUGCAGUCAAAUAUCAACGUAUAGCACAGCGUUGGCCUGCUCCCCUGCAUAACCAUUGA